Messenger RNA from Alternaria novae-zelandiae, 1695 nucleotides. RefSeq lists its product as uncharacterized. Gene Ontology annotation, biological process: protein linear polyubiquitination; proteasome-mediated ubiquitin-dependent protein catabolic process. The record is from RefSeq and is a predicted model, not a curated record. Lineage: Eukaryota; Fungi; Ascomycota; Dothideomycetes; Pleosporales; Pleosporaceae. Gene Ontology annotation, cellular component: ubiquitin ligase complex. The transcript has 3 exons. Gene Ontology annotation, molecular function: zinc ion binding; ubiquitin binding; ubiquitin-protein transferase activity. The coding region runs from base 1 to 1695 and encodes 564 amino acids.
AUGUUCAUGGUGGCUUAUCUCGAAUAUGACGCAGACUGGAAAGCGAAGCGGGCGCUCGAGCGCAUGGAGCGCCCGAAUUCAAAUGAAUUCCAGGGCCGGAAGCUCGAUGUCACCUAUCAACCAGUUCGGUCUUUGCAAAUAGGCAAUCUAGACCUGAACACGAAUGAAGCGGGACUUCGACGCUUUCUUCCUUAUCCACCGCCCACUAAGGUGACUUGGGGACCUCAUUCUCACAAUCUCACUGCGAAGCAACUAGAGGAAAGAGCUAUCACGCAACUUCGAUCGCACGGUACCCUCAUCGAAGAGUGUAUUCCUCAUCCCCAAAAGGGAGGAAGUAGAACGAAGAUCAUCGCCAAGUUUAGCGAAGCAGAGGCAGCACGAAAUGCGGUCACUCCUCUGGUUUCCAUCAAACUGUCGGUCUCCUCUCGAAUCCUAGCAGCCAUUGGACCACAGCUUGACCCUCUAGUCGACCAAAUAUGGCGAACGGAUUACGUUCAAAUCAAGAGCUACAAGACUCUGGGCAAACAAUACACCCAAGUCCGCAUCUUCGGCCAGUCCAGAGAACCAGUUGCCAAAGCCAAGUCGGCCGUGGAGAAGCUCCUUGCUGGUCAGAUCGCCACCGACGGACAUGGCCCGAUCACAGAUCCAUUCUACUUCAGGCCUUCGUCAAAGAACUUUCUGAACGAUCUGGGAGCCUCACAUGGGGUCUUCAUCCACCAAGAUUCACGUCGAUCAGUCCUUCGACUAUACGGAGAUCACAUGGGUAUCGAACGAGUCGAAAGUGCUCUGGUGGCUAAGUGUGCAGAAUUGAGGGAGCAGUCUCACACCGUCAUUCUUCAUCCCGAGGCUUUGGCAUUUGCCCUCAAAGGUGGAUUUCGAAAUGUUGUCGCCGCUUUAGGGAAGGACAAAGUGAAGCUAGACAUCAUCAACACCCCAAAGCGAAUUAUCGUCGAAGGCUCCGCGGAAGAUGCGGUCCAGGUACAGAAGAUUCUCGCAUCGUGUACAUCGUCUUCAUUGGAAACGCAAACCGCCGGGCUAUCCAACAGCGAGGACGACGGCGAGCUACUCUGCCCGGUCUGCUUCACCCCACCGGAAGACCCUAUCAAGACGUUUUGCAGCCACGCGUAUUGCAACUCCUGCUUGGUUUCGCAAUGCACGUUUGCCGACUCUUUCCCGGUCAAAUGUCUCGGUGAGGACGCUGUUUGUGACGCUCCAUUGUAUCUCUCCGACGUCAAGAAGGUUCUUUCUGGAACGGAAUACGAUGAUCUUCUCCAGACAUCCCUGACGUCAUACCUUCGUAGCCGACCCACGGAAUUUCACUACUGCUCUACACCCGACUGCGAUCGUUUCUACAGGAUCUCAAGCGCUGAGAACCCUCGAAUCUUUGAUUGCGACGGCUGCCUCACUUCCAUCUGCACUAGCUGCCACCAAGGACCCCAUGACGGGCACACUUGUGAGACCAACAAAGCUCUGAUGAGAGCUGCCAUGGAGGAAGACGAGAAGCUCACGAAAUGGAAGAAAGACCAUGAUGUACGAGACUGCCCAAAGUGCGGGGUGCCGAUCGAGAAAGCGGAUGGUUGCAAUCACAUGACAUGCACCUCGUGCCAGGCACACAUCUGCUGGUUCUGCAUGAAGACGCUUAGCAGCGGAGGCGAGACGUACAACCACAUGCAGAGCGUACAUAGCGGUGUUUAG